Molecule: messenger RNA, 876 nt
Organism: Trichoderma citrinoviride
Lineage: Eukaryota; Fungi; Ascomycota; Sordariomycetes; Hypocreales; Hypocreaceae
Product: NAD(P)-binding protein
Exons: 1
Coding region: 1-876 (291 amino acids)
Biological process (GO): triglyceride catabolic process; phosphatidic acid biosynthetic process
Cellular component (GO): lipid droplet; endoplasmic reticulum
Molecular function (GO): triacylglycerol lipase activity; acylglycerone-phosphate reductase (NADP+) activity
Source: RefSeq, a predicted model, not a curated record
AUGGCAACACAGAAGGAGAAGCGUUCCAUCCUCAUCACCGGCUGUUCUGACGGCGGUCUUGGUGCUGCGCUUGCAGUCGCCUUUCAUGAAGCCGGCUAUCACGUCUAUGCCACGGCGAGAAAUGUCGACAAAAUGAAGCAGCUCACGGCUCAGGGGAUCGAAACCUUGGAGCUUGAUGUUCAAUCGGAGUCUUCGAUCAAAGAGUGUCUGGGCAAGAUUCCGCGCCUCGACAUCCUGCUGAACAACGCGGGCACUAUGCUCACGAUGCCCGUCGUCGACACCUCGAUCGAGAAAGCAAAAGAGCUGUUCGAGACCAAUGUGUGGGGCCCACUUCGCAUGAUACAGGCGUUUGUUCCUUUGCUCCUGGAAUCAAAGGGUAUGAUUGUGAACAACACCUCGAUAGGCGCUUUUCUGGCGGCCCCGUUCGGUGGCGCAUAUAGUGCCUCCAAGGCCGCUCUCGCCAUGUUCACGGAAACGCUCCGUAUCGAAAUGGAGGCGUUUGACAUCAAGGUCGUUGACAUGAGGACCGGCACAGUGGGCCCUACCAACCUGCUCAAGAACAACACCUCGCUACAGGGCUCUAGGUCAGACCCCAUUCUGCCGAAGGGUUCGAUCUACGAACCUGCGAGAGAACUCGUGGAGAGCGUGAUUCGUCGAGAUGGCUUCAAGAGAACCGGCAUGAACCCUGCUCUCUGGGCGAAGGAGGUUGUGCAGGACCUGUCCAAGAGCAAGCCGCCUGCCGUGAUCUGGCGCGGACAGAGCGCUGCCACGGCGUGGUACGCUUCCAUGCUGCCGCACGGCUUCCUGGAUGGAUUCAUCAAGAAGUUGACGCAGUACAGCAAGAUUGAAGAGAUUAUAAGGGCUGCGAGGAACUAA